This is a messenger RNA of Acanthoscelides obtectus, 774 nucleotides long. The record is from the annotation of a GenBank genome assembly. NCBI's taxonomy places the organism in Eukaryota, Metazoa, Arthropoda, Insecta, Coleoptera, Chrysomelidae.
AUGACAGCCAGAGGAAAAGACCGAGAGCACAGCAGACCCUGGCCAAGUAAAACACAAGCCCAAUCUCAAGCGGUGAUCGUUAAGAAAGGGGGCCGGCAGUACGCCGAUCUCCUAAAGACAGUGAAGCAGAAUAUCGAUUUAGGGAAAAUCGGUGUCAAAGUCAGGAACAUAAGAGAGACCGCAAGAGGAGACCUAUUGCUGAACGUGGAAGGGGGUGGUGAGAAGGCAGACUCCCUUAAAAAAGAAAUUGCCGCCCAGCUCAAGGAUGUAGGUGUCUCGCUAGCCAAUAACGAUGCCACUGUACACAUCAGCGAUAUAGACCCUACAGUCACCGAGGAGGAGAUCGAGGAAGCAAUUUACGAGGCAACCCAAGUAGACAGAGCAGCACCAGUGAAGGUGUUGAAUAUGAGGCCCACCAGAGAUGGAAAUAGAAUUGCAACUGUCAGGUUAUCAAAGCAUCUGGCGAAAGUCCUAAGCAACAGAGGCAAGCUGAUGAUAGGCUGGGUGGCAUGCAGAGUCCGUGAGAGAAUAGCUGUAACCAGAUGUUACAGAUGCUUGGAAUUCGGACACACACAAAAUGGAUGCACAGGCAGGGAUAGAUCGGGAGAAUGUCUGAGCUGCGGAAAAAUGGGUCAUAAAGCGAAAGACUGCCAAACGGACCCUUUUUGUUCUUCCUGUCAAGAAGCCGGUCACCGCUCCGACUCAACCAGAUGUCCUAAGUAUAGGAGGAUGGUGGAGGAUAAAGCAAAGAGGAGAGGCAGCUUCCGCAAGUAA